Messenger RNA from Lethenteron reissneri (Far Eastern brook lamprey), 4207 nucleotides. RefSeq names its product mucin-2-like. The record is from RefSeq and is a predicted model, not a curated record. Lineage: Eukaryota; Metazoa; Chordata; Hyperoartia; Petromyzontiformes; Petromyzontidae. Gene Ontology annotation, cellular component: extracellular matrix. Gene Ontology annotation, molecular function: protein binding.
UUGCACACAUCAGGGAGAGUGGUACCGACAUCUGCCCUACGAGCUAUCCUGUGAAUAUCAUGUGCCAAGUCGUGGGUACUCCAGAUUUAGCCUUCCCCAAUUUUGCACAAAAUGUCACUUGUGAUGUCUCCAAUGGACUUCUCUGCCUCAAUAAGGAUAAUGCCCCAUUGUGCAAAGACUACCAGAUUCGAGUAUGCUGUAAUCCGAUAACCACUACGCCCUUCACAGUGUCAUCAACAACCAUACAAUCAACUGAAUCUCCAUCAACAACUGUAACAUUCCAGCCUUCUAGCAAAUCUUCAGCAACCACUUCAAUAACUUACAAACCAACAACUGAGACAACAACCGUGACACUGCCAACCACAACAGUAACAUCCAUUUCAACAAAAUCGUCAAGCACAACGCCAUCGAAAUCUACAAUCAACACGUCUCCACAAACUCCCACCUGCCCUCCAUGCAAAACCCCAGUCCAGCCAGUAUGUAAAAACAAGGCUCUACCACAACUUGUCAAGAAAGGAUGCUGUGAAGAAUACGAGUGCCCAUGUUUUUGUAACGGAUGGGGAGAUCCUCACUUUUUGACGUUUGGCGGCAAUAAAUAUGACUUCCAGGGGGUGUGCCAGUAUGUUCUGGUGCAGCAGAUCAAUGGUUCUGGGAUAGACUGGAAUUUUCACUUCAAAGUGCUUAUCGACACGUAUGAUUGUGGGGCCCAAGAUGGCGUUUCGUGUCCCCAGAACUUGAUCAUUUCCUACGAGCAGUACGAAAUUCGACUGGAGCGGACAAACAACACAACCGACAUAAAGGUAUUAUUGAAUGGGAUAAUUACACAAACUCCCUACAAAAUUCCAGGUAAUUUCUCCAUCGAUUACACUGGAAUCACCUUGACUGUGAACUUCGAGAAGAUUAACUCUAGGAUAAUCUUUGAUGGCCUAACGUUCUCCAUUGUGCUGUCACACGCAAUCUUUGGGAACAAGACGGAGGGGCAAUGUGGGAAGUGCAGCAACGUCCCGUCGAACGAUUGUCGCUUGCCAGACGGUGUCCCAGUUUCCUGUGCAGCCAUGGCAGGCGCCUGGAAUACGACCACGUGUAAUUACACCACACCAACACCACCACCAAGGCCACAUUGCCCAUCCCAGCCCUGCGACAUCCUCAAGAGCAGUUUGUUCGCUGAUUGCAACAAAAUGUUGUCCCCGGACAUCUAUUAUGAUUCUUGCGUCUUUGACAAGUGCGCACAAAAUACGAGCAAUGCUGCAUGUGCCAGUAUCAAGGCCUACUCCAAGGAAUGUGAAAAAUUCGGCUUCUGCAUUCCAUGGAGGGAAAACACAAAUGGGACAUGCGAUAUCACUUGUCCAGAAGGAAGAGUUUACCAUCAGUGCAGUACAACAUUUGAUAAAAGCUGCAAUUUGAAAGACAUCCCAGACAUCAACAUCAGCAACAGAACAUAUGAGGGAUGCUUCUGCCCAGAAGGAGAGUUUCUCUUGACCUCUACAGACUCCUCAAUGAAGGAGUCUUUAUGCGUAUCAGACUGUGGCUGUGCUGGAUCCAAUGGUGAACGUAAAAAGCUUAACGAAACGUGGGACAGCGACUGCAACGUUUGCGAGUGUAACGCCGGGACGCGCUCCGUGGUUUGCAAACCACUUGCGUGCCCGCCCUUGGGGUACAAUAAUUGCACUGAGCCCGGCUGGGCGAUCAGAAACUCCAGCGACGCCUGCUGCCCCAAGUGCAUGCGGGUGUGCCUUUACAAUGGAAUAAGAUACCCGGUCAGCGCCCAAGUGCCUUCGAUGGAUUGCUCCACUUGUGAGUGCACGAAUGAGACCGAUGAUGCAACAAAGUUUAACAAGAUCACGUGCGAGAAGAUAAUCUGUAAUCAGACUUGUCAAACGGGAUAUGAGUACGUGGACCAACAGGGGGCGUGCUGCGAGUGCAGGAAGAUAAACUGUACCUUUAAGAUGUCUGGAAGAGUAAUCUUGCUACAGCCUGGAGAGACUGUGCAAGACCCUCAAGACAACUGCACGACUCUGCAUUGUGAUUCUAUCAAUGGAGGGCCAAUUGAGAGCACACAAACCAUUCAGUGCUCCCAGAAUUUCAACCCUGACUACUGCCUGCCGGGAACGAUCAUGCUGGAUGAAGCAAAAUGCUGUAAAACCUGUAAUAUGUCACAAGGCGGUUGCCGACUGUUCAACUCGUCCAAGUACAUCUUCUACGACGCGUGCAGCAGUGUGGAACCCGUGGAGGUGGUGUCUUGCGAAGGCUCCUGCCCCACCUACUCCAUGUACUCGGAGCAAGGAAACAGCGUCAACCACACAUGCAAGUGCUGCAGAGACAUGAAGACUCGCCCACGGAGCACAAGCUUCCUCUGCUCCAACGGAACGCGGUUCGAUGCCACGUACACCUUCAUCGAGAAGUGCGGCUGUAAGGAGUUCGCCUGCGAUCGCAGCGUGCGCAGCAUCGCUGACGACUUGACCCUGCUAGGUGACGUGGGCCUCGAUAACGCUCACAGUCCCCGCCUGGUGCGCAAGAGAGCGCUGAGGGCACAGGCGAAUCCGUGAGUCGGGGCUAGGGAGACGUGAGGGCGGUCGUGAGCGGGUGCAGUAGUGACGGGGGAUUCUCAAUUAACCGCGAUAAACUGGUGGGGAAGCCUAUGUUCAGAUAAACACUAGUGAGGAAUUAUGAAAUGGUAAUUAAAAUAAACGAACAGCGUCGUGUUUAAUGAAGGGUUUUUUUUUUUUGUUCAGACCAUCCUGGCCAUAAUCACCCAAUCGCUACCAUUCAUAAUGCGUGUACAUGAACAGCCCUUUUGUCAAUCCACUGCUGGAUGAGGGAAUUCAAAUGCUGUGCGGGUCAUGGCAAUUACCGUAUUUGAAGGUGGGGAGCGUAGAUGUGGGGGCACAGGAGUGCAGUAAAACAAUGGAUUUUGCUGCACUCCCCUCUGCUACCUACCAAGUAGCUCCACAGCAGCUGACAACAAUCUGCUGCUGUGCAUGGUGAUCGUCCAUAAAAUGUCCAGGCUCAUUUUUGCUUAGCUUCCAAGUUCUGACUAGAUCAAGGACAUUCCGGAUGAUAUUGUCAUCGGCAGAAUUGAUAAUACAAGCGAGGUCAUGUAGUGCCUGCCACAACAAGCCAACCCAAGGGAUCAAUAACCAUUUAAAACUAUGACUCAACCUCUCGUCGCCCUCAACAUCGUCACCAACACCACGUGUUCGCAGUGCACAUCACCAGGAUCUCGUUUGGCCCGGGCAUUGCUUUGCUGUCUUCCAUGGGGAGGAAACGUUGAUGUCAUCGAAGUUCAGAGGUUUUAUGUCAAAGGGAAGGUGUAACGGGGGGUGUCCUCGCAUGUCAGAUGUGCAUGAGCAGAUCAGGAAACACCAAGCAAAAGACAUAACGAAGAUGGGUGAAAGGGUGUCAGGACGAAUAAUAGGCUAGACACCGGUAUUUUAACAUCGUGGAUUACCAAAUAACUACUGCAUAUGUGCGGUUAACGUAAUUGCAGAUAAUUGAGAGUCUGCUGCAUCGGAAUAGAUUGGAAAACAAUAUCUGGGCGGAAAAUGUUUAGAGAAGUGCAAGAUGUGGUAAAGUGAUUAUACCACUGGGUUGGACAACCCUACUGAGCUAAGCCAUAAUUUUAAAAGCACAACACUGACUAUUACAAGGUGAAUAUAAUUAAGUGGAAUAUUGGUCUUUUGUCUUACUGUUAUGAUACUUGCAUUAAGUUUAUGAUACUUGCAUCAAAUCAUAUGUGAGCAUUGUUGUAACACAUGAAAUAAAUAUGUAAACGAUCCGUUCAUAUCACAUGUAAGCUGUUGGAGCAGACAAAACUAUACAAUCAAUGCAGAAUAAAGAAGAUUGUAAAAACUUGACGGUUAUAAAAUGAAAUCGUGACCCUGAACAGUGACAAUGACAUUUAUGGGAAGAUGAAUUGUUACUUGCCUGAGAGUUUCAGAUGGGUGCAUUGUGUGUGUUGAGUGCUCUUUAAAAUCCAAAGUAACCUGUUGGAUUUCAUAGAGGAUAAAGGUAAGAGAUACAGGUAUGACCUGAACUGCAAGCAGCUAUAUUCACUAGCAUCUGAAUGUAUGUGACACAACUUGCCCAGAUUAAAUGUAUAUAUAUUUUUUCAUUAAUUUACUUUAUACACACUGAAAAAAAAAUCAAGAAACCAUGUUAACAAUUUAAGUGGGGGUUUUCUGUUGAACGGGUUAAAAUCUGCCUUGUG